Molecule: messenger RNA, 1332 nt
Organism: Geosmithia morbida
Lineage: Eukaryota; Fungi; Ascomycota; Sordariomycetes; Hypocreales; Bionectriaceae
Product: UBA protein
Exons: 4
Coding region: 1-1332 (443 amino acids)
Molecular function (GO): protein binding
Source: RefSeq, a predicted model, not a curated record
AUGUCCGGCGCCAUGUCCAAGCGCCAGCAGGUGCGCAACGAAAAGGUCCUUCAGGAACUGGUGCAGAAGGUGCCCGGGAACAAUACUGCCAUGCGCGCAGCCCAGAACAUGCGCAAGGUCGGAAACGUAACCUCGAACCAGAUCUACAACGCCGAGAAUCGGAAGCCUCCCGUGCCGAUCGAUGUGGAGGAAGCCGACUCAGCCAUGGAGCGAUUUAUCCGCCAAAAGUACAUGAAUAAUGUUGCGCCGAGCAGCAAGAGGCCGACGAGCAGCGCGAAGCCGCCGGGAAGCCCCGUCUCCGACGAGGGCGUACCGCCGCCGCUUCCGCCCAAGAACUCGGCGUCGAAGUUCGGCCUCCGGUCGGCCUCGUCCCUCUUCCCCCGUCCCAAGAAGGAUUCCAAGCUCUCGCUCUCGCCCUCCCCUGGUGCUGAUGCGAACCGGCCUGCGUCCCAAGGCUCGAACGGCAAAGUCUCCAGGAUGUUCGGUGCCAGCGUCAACUACGACCAUGGCGACGACCUGGACAGGAAGCUCGCCAAGCUGCGCGACAUGGGCUUCUACGACACGCAGCGAAACGCCAUCGUCCUCAAGGGGGUCAGUGGAAACCUGGAGAAGGCGAUCCAGGCCCUGGUCCGCCUGGGCGAAGGAGACAGGAACUCCUACGCCCCCCCGCCGCCUCCGCACGACGACGUCCCACCCCCGGCUCGGUCGUCGACACCUCUCAGCUCCAAGACCGAAGGCGGGCAGACAUUGGGGCUGAGCGUACGGGCUCAGCCCACGCAGGAUCGCCUGCCGUCGCCUGCGGGCUCCUCGAUGAACCCGUUCGAGGCCCUGUCGAUGCCGCCGGCGAUGCCCCAGACGGCGCAGUCCACUGGUAGCCAGGGCAGUAACAACCCGUACAGCCAGUCCCUGAACCCCUUCGGCGUACCGACCCAACCGACGGAUCAGUUCAGCCAGGCCUUCCAGAACCUGGGCAUAUCGGCACAGUCCAGCAACGCCCAGCAGCAGCCGCUGUUCCCCAACAGGACGGGCGGGCUCACACCGCUGUCGACGGUGCCGCCGCCCUCGCUGCAGCAGGUGGCCCCCUCGGCUCCUGUCAGCCCCCAGGCCACGCAACACCAGCAGCCGCACGCAGCCACGGCGCAGGGCACGAACAACCCCUUCAUGAACGGCGGGGGCGCGGCGGCGGCAGCAGCAGCAGCGUCCACGACGGACGACGCAUUCACUCCGCGGAAGGCUAGCCGGGAGAGUGUCAACCUGGGCAUGGACCUGGCAUGGACGAAUGGGCGUCACAGCCCAGACGCCUUCGCCAGCCUGAGUGCCAAGCACGGAUAG